CGCCCCCCGAGCGGCGCGCCCGCCGCGCCGGAGCCGAGCCGAGCGGAGCCGGGCGGGGAGGGAGGCGGCGACCGCCGGCGGCCAGGCCGCGAUGGCGACCAGGAAGGCGGGCUCGCGGCUGGAGACGGAGAUCGAGCGCUGCCGCUCCGAGAGCCAGUGGGAGCGGAUCCCCGAGCUGGCGAGGCAGCUGUCGGCCAAGCUCAUCGCCCACGAUGACAUGGCAGAGCUCCUCCUCGGGGAGGCCAAGCUGGAGCAGUACCUGAAGGAACACCCCCUGCGGCAGGGCGCCAGCCCCCGAGGCCCCCGGCCCCAGCUGACGGAGGUCCGCAAGCAUCUGACUGCCGCCCUGGACCGAGGGAACCUCAAGUCAGAAUUCCUACAGGAGUCCAGUCUGGUCCUGGCCAAGCUGCACUACGUGGAAGGAGACUAUGAAGGCGCGCUCAGCCUCUACGCCCGGGCGGGCCUGGAGGACUGGCCGCUGACGGGCGUGCCCCCAUACCGGCUGCGCAUGGCCGCCGAGGCCUACGCCACCCAAGGACUUUGUUUAGAGAAGUUGCCUAUUUCUUCUUCUACCAGUAGUCUCCGCGUGGACCGGGAGCAGGACAUCAUCACCUGCUAUGAGAAGGCGGGGGACAUCGCCCUCCUGUACCUCCAGGAGAUAGAAAGGGUAAUACUUUCUAAUAUUCAGAACAGAAGUCCUAAGCCUGGCCCUGCUCCCCACGAUCAAGAACUAGGUUUUUUCCUAGAAACGGGACUGCAGAGAGCCCAUGUCCUCUAUUUCAAAAAUGGGAGCCUGACAAGAGGAGUCGGGAGAUUCAGAGAGCUCCUCAGAGCGGUUGAGACCAGAACAACCCAAAACCUGCGGAUGACAAUAGCCAGGCAGCUGGCGGAGAUCUUGUUGCGGGGUAUGUGUGAGCAGAGCUACUGGAACCCUCUGGAGGAUCCGCCAUGCCAGUCACCCCUGGACGAUCCUCUCCGGAAAGGAGCAAACACGAAAACCUACACCCUCACCCGGAAAGCCCGCGUCUACUCAGGAGAGAACAUUUUUUGUCCUCAAGAAAAUACUGAAGAAGCCCUGUUGUUACUGCUGAUUAGUGAAUCAAUGGCCAACCGGGACGCUGUGCUGAGCAGGAUACCUGAGCACAAGAGCGACCGUCUCAUCAGUUUACAGAGCGCAUCUGUGGUCUAUGAUUUACUGACCAUUGCUCUUGGAAGAAGAGGCCAGUAUGAGAUGCUGUCAGAGUGCUUAGAAAGAGCCAUGAAGUUUGCCUUCGAGGAGUUCCAUCUCUGGUACCAGUUUGCUCUGUCGCUCAUGGCUGCUGGAAAAUCCGCGCGUGCCGUGAAGGUGCUGAAGGAGUGCAUCCGCCUGAAGCCGGACGACGCCACCAUCCCGCUGCUGGCCGCCAAGCUGUGUGUGGGCUCCCUGCACUGGUUGGAAGAAGCUGAGAAGUUUGCCAAAACGGUGGUUGAUGCGGGAGAGAAAACGUCAGAGUUCAAGGCCAAAGGCUACCUGGCCCUGGGGCUGACCUACAGUCUGCAGGCCACUGACGCUUCUCUGCGAGGGAUGCAGGAGGUCCUUCAGAGAAAGGCGCUUCUUGCGUUUCAGAGGGCCCACAGCCUGUCACCCACGGACCACCAGGCCGCCUUCUACCUGGCCCUGCAGCUCGCCAUCUCCAGACAGAUCCCAGAGGCUCUGGGGUACGUCCGCCAAGCUCUUCAACUUCAAGGCGACGAUGCCAACUCCCUGCACCUCCUCGCCCUCCUGCUUUCAGCGCAGAAGCAUUACCAUGAUGCUCUGAAUAUCAUCGACAUGGCCCUGAGCGAAUAUCCAGAAAAUUUCAUACUGCUGUUUUCCAAAGUGAAGCUGGAGUCCCUUUCCCGGGGCCCGGACGAGGCGCUCCUCACGUGUAAGCACAUGUUACAGAUCUGGAAAUCCUGCUACAACCUGACCAACCCCAGUGAUUCUGGACGUGGGAGCAGCCUCUUAGAUAGAACCAUUGCUGACAGACGACAGCUUAAUACAAUUACUUUGCCAGACUUCAGCGACCCCGAGACAGAUUUCAGACUUGCUGAAAUCAAGGUUUCGGUAUCUCAUCCGUGGCACCCACGAACACACACCCACCCACCCACCCACUGCAAGGGGGCAGUGGGUUCUGAGCCUCCGAGUCCACUGACCCCGAGAGGAGGCCUGCGCACUUCCUGCCUCUCUGCAGAUAUUAGCACGUCAGUUCGCAUCUGUGUUUCUACAGUUGCCUAAGUACAGGGUGGGUAGAGAUACCGCUGUCGUCUCCAGAAGUGCAAACAAGUAAUUUCUGAUAGGAAUGCCGACAUCUCAGGGGGCCGUUUGGAGGACUCAACGGACCCACGGACUAUUAAGACGUGCCCAGCUGUGAGCCUGAGGCAGCCCCCGAGUGUCGUUGGGAGCGGGUUUGCUGCCUCCCCGCCACCCGCAUGGGGCUCUGUGUCCGGCUUAGUCCACCUCCGGGCGCCCCCAGCCCCAUGGGGGUUGCCCUCACGAGAGGAGCCUCCCGGGCCCGGGUCCAGACCCAACCCCUCCGAAAAGCCGGAGAGCAGCCCUGAGCCCAGCGUGGGGAGUCACCCUGGAGAGCCUCUCCCCGGGGACGGGAGCCAGGCGCAGUCCUCGCCUGAGCUGUUCUCCCAGCUGCCCACCUUGCCCGGCUAGGCCCCCUUUUCCAGACCUCAGGUCGGCUCAGGAGGCCCGACCGCAGGGCCCUGGGGCUCCCCAGUCAGGAGAGCGCUGGGAGCAGCGCGAAUUUCAGUCAGUGCCGUUUACCAGCCGCCACUCCAAGUGCAGGCUGGGAGGGCCACAGGGACUACUCGGCCUUGCAGUGGCCUGGGUCGCGGGCUGAGGGCCAGCCACUGGCGGGCUUAGAUGUGAACCAGGCCAACCCUGAGCUGGGCUCUGCUCAUGGUCCAGUCCCACUAGAGGGACGUGCGUGACCCCUCGCUGCAGAAAAGGGAAGGUCAGGCUCUUAGCCCCUGCGAGGCUCGGCUCGGACCUCUGGGGAGAGAAGACAGGGAGGUGAUGCUCACCAGUUCCUCGCAGCUGCCGCCCGGGGCCUCCUCCCCCCAGGACCCUGUGAGGACCCUGGUAUGAAGUCAGACCCCCUGUCCUUCCAGCUGGUCAGGGUCUUCAUUUGCCCCGAGGUCCCCAAACUUUCAUCGAUGUCACAGUGCAAACAGGCAGGAGAAAAUGAGCGAGGCCCUUGGGGUUCGUUCUCCCCGUUGCCCCAGGAACAUCGCCCCACCGCCCUGAGCCCUCAGGAGGCUCCCUCCGCAGAGGAAACCUCAGGUGCCACAGCAUCCAGCUGAGGUGUGUCUCGUGCCCAGCGUGGGUGGCCGCCCUUGUCCACAGUGGCACCGCUGUUCCUGAAUCCUGAGCCGGGGUGGGGUCCACACUGCCGGGGCGCAGGCGCCCAGGUGCUGGCCAGUGACCGUGUUAUUGUGUUGUGGUUGGACUUGCCACACGAGCCCCUCCAAGACCCUUCUCACCCGCCCUGCCCGGGAGCCCCAAGUCGUUGGUUUUACCACCACCGGUACUUACCAGGAGGCUAGGGAGCGGGAAAAGUGGAAGGCCAUGUUAGCAGACCUUAUCAGCGCAGACUGGUCGUAAAUGAUGGCAAAACCUUCUGAGAUGAUCCUUUAAAUCCAAGAGACUUAAAAAGCCUGACAGACGCUCCUAUAAAUGGAAAAGGUGCCUCCGUCGUGAUGAGUAAAGGGCAGUUUUGUACAGCUGAGCCCGUGGGCAGUUCCAGGACCCCUGUCUCCAGAACGACCCACGGAUUUAGCUUAAGCUCUGAUUCCGAAGGUUCCGUGGGGAUGCUCUGCUUCCUCCCUGCCCUUCUCCCUCGCCUUUUCUUAAAGAUAACUGUUUUUAUUAGCUUUUGGUUUUCCCUUCCAUGCAAAUAAGCUUAGAUCUUAUUUCCCACAUGCCUUGACUUGGAAUAGCAGACUGUGUCUGGGCUGCUCGGCCCCCGUGGGGGCCCUUCACGCACCCCCGCCUCCGCCAGCAGAGAAUGUCCUGGGGCUUUUUUACGGCCCCAGUCAGUGGCUUUUCUACGUGCCCGGAAGGACCCAAGCCUCUGCCAGGAGCACAGCGGAGGAAGACGUGUGCCCGGCACAGAGGCGACCUCCCGUGGUCACGACACCGCCCACCCGUCACCGCGGCGCAGGAGACCCCUUCUCGAAGCCACAGCCCCUUGGAAUGUCCUUUUUGUUUGCCAGAGCUAAAAUUUAUUUCCCUUUUAUUAUUUUUUUUUAAAUUUUCUAUUGUGGAAAAACUUCAAAUAUUCCAAAAUAGAGAUACUAAUGCCAUGAGUCCCCAUGUACCUACCACUAGCCUCCAACAAUUCCUUUUUUUUUUUUUCCUUUAUCUCUGCUGUCCAACACUUAGUUUUUGUAAGGUAUUUUGAAGCAGAUCUCAGAUAUCAUAUUUUGCCUGUUAAAAUUUCAAUGUAUGUGUCAAACAGAUAAGAGUUCUUUAAAAAUCUAGCCAAGGUACCCUCAUUAUACAUCUGGGUCAUGAUGAAGUACAGGCUCAGUGGUGUUCAUUUUGAAAGGUGGGUAACUAACCGGGAGGUCCGUUUCCCACCCCUGCAGUUGUCCAGAUGCGGAUCUGAACCGUAACACGAGGGGAGCCCAAGUCUAGAAGCCUCGGACUCGCCAAGUCCACUGUAGCCAGAGAGUGGACGUUGGUUUUAUUAAACGGGUGUGGCAGAGUGAAAAACAACCCGUAAAGAAUCUGCUUUCCCUUCUAAUAUCCCUCUCAGUCCCCUUCUCUCCCCACCCCCACCUCUGUCGUCCAGUAGGUCCUAGCCAUCAAAAGAGACUCGAAUCCAACGACCAUCUUUCAACUUUGAAGCUAUGAGUCAUUGUUUUUUCUUUGGAAUAAGUUAGUUCCUUAAAUAGAGGAUGGAAAAAAAAAUUUUUUUUUUUCUUCCUUUUGCCUUCAAAACAGGAUGUGGAGUAAGGGGAUUUAUCUUUAGUCAUUGGUGGAUAUUACCAGACACCUAUCCAAAGUAAAAUGAUUCUUUCACCUUGAAAGUUUGCCCCGUUUUGUCCAGGAACGUUUUUAAUUGUCGCCGUGGUGGUCCUCCCUCCUGUGGUGUGUCUCUCCAGCCGAAGACAGGAGGUGACAGCCAGCCUGGCCGCCCACCCGCCGUGGCCCAGCCUGGCGCGCUCGCAGGCCACUGCCGCGAUGCUGGCCCGUGGCUGCCCCUCAGCAGCUGCGCCUAGGAAACCUUAGUUCUCAAGUAAAUUUUAUAUAAGUGCUUCUUAUAAAAAAACAAAUCAAGGAAAAGUCAAGUUCUAAUCCUUUCCAGUUGAAAAGCUAAUAGUUUCUUUCCCUCUAGAAUAUUGCAGAUACUAUAGGUUAGACGUAUUAUUUUCAAUGGACCAUACUGCUGAAUCUGUGCCCAGGUAAAUCUGAGUUAUUUUUAUUCCAUGGUGUUGUUGCAGAACAAAUAAUAACCAGUGGAAAAACAGCAAAUUUGUUUUCUUCGAAAAGCACUUGUAUUCUAUUGUCAAGUAGAGGAAUGAUUGUGUAUUACAUGACCUCAUUUUCUUUGCAGCUUAUGUGAGUAUAUUAAAAGCUAGUUUAUUUUUUU
Messenger RNA from Bubalus bubalis (water buffalo), 5627 nucleotides. It is a transcript of the gene TTC7B, whose product is annotated as tetratricopeptide repeat domain 7B. Gene Ontology annotation, biological process: protein localization to plasma membrane; phosphatidylinositol phosphate biosynthetic process. Gene Ontology annotation, cellular component: plasma membrane. Lineage: Eukaryota; Metazoa; Chordata; Mammalia; Artiodactyla; Bovidae. The coding region runs from base 92 to 2257 and encodes 721 amino acids. Gene Ontology annotation, molecular function: protein binding. The transcript is spliced from 18 exons. The record is from RefSeq and is a predicted model, not a curated record.